Molecule: messenger RNA, 5378 nt
Organism: Meriones unguiculatus (Mongolian gerbil)
Lineage: Eukaryota; Metazoa; Chordata; Mammalia; Rodentia; Muridae
Gene: Abca6
Product: ATP binding cassette subfamily A member 6
Exons: 40
Coding region: 352-5223 (1623 amino acids)
Biological process (GO): transmembrane transport; lipid transport
Cellular component (GO): membrane; intracellular membrane-bounded organelle
Molecular function (GO): ABC-type transporter activity; lipid carrier activity; ATP binding
Source: RefSeq, a predicted model, not a curated record
ACAACACAAAACAAAACAAAUUCAUCAUGUACAGCUUGGAUUGACCACAUCCCUUUUCAGAAACUAGUCUGAGUAGCAGCUGCUGAGGGUAGGCACCUACUUGAGAAAUAUAUCAGGAACCAGAGAUAAUGCUUUAACUGGUAAGCUAGGAAGAAAAGGAGAACGGUGUGAAUGCCUCCAGGGAUCGUGAGCCUUUCUCAUCAAUAAUUAUACACAUUCUGCGACCUAAUGACGUUCCCCCAAUUGGAGUGUUCUGUUUUAUUGUGAAAUUGUGAAAACAACCACCCCAGAACUUCACCAUCACCCAUCUCUCCAUAGAGCUUAAAUGAAUAUAUUCAAGGUGAAAGGGGUAUGAAAAAGAUGAGUGUGUAUCAGCAAACCCGAGCACUUUUGUACAAGAAUCUACUCAAGAAAUGGAGAAUGAAAAGAGAGAGCUUGCUGGAAUGGACCAUCCCAGUUAUUGUAGGACUGUAUAUGGGCCUGUUUUCAUAUUUCAAAGAAAAUAUUCAUUUCCCCGAAGCUCCUUCUCAGGAUCUUGGAAGGGUAGAUGAAUUUAAUGGAUCGUCUAUAAAGGUUGUAUACACACCAGUCUCUAACAUAACCCAACAGAUAAUGAAUAAAACACUGUUUGCUCCAACAAUGAAAGGAACAAGAAUCAUUGGAGUACCAAGUAAAAAAGACUUGAAUGAAGUGCUUCUGGAGGGUCUUCCACAUGCUAUUGGAAUCGUAUUUAAUGACACCUUCUCUUACAAGUUAGAAGUACAUCUAAUGUAUGGAAAUCCAUUUUUAAAUGAAGAUUUAUUAGUUCAUUGCUGGAAUUCAUAUAGUGAUGUUUCAUGUUUAUUGUCCAGAUACUGGAAAAGAGGAUUUGUGGCUUUACAAACUGCCAUUAAUGCUGCUAUUAUCGAAGUCACAACAAACCACUCUGUGAUGGAGGAGUUGAUGUCUGUUAAUGCAAUAAAUAUGAAGACAUUACCUUUUAUUUCUAAAGACCUUCUUCAAUAUGAAUUUUUUAUUUUAUGCUGCUUGUUUUAUUUCUCCUCGUUUAUACAUUUUGUAUCCUACAAUGUCACAAAAGAAAGAAAAAGGUAUAAGGAAUUGAUGAAAAUAAUGGGUCUACGAGAAUCUGCAUUCUGGCUGUCCUGGGGCUUAAUCUAUGUUGGCUUCAUUUUUAUUAUUUCCAUAUUCGUUGCAGUUAUUAUAACAUCUACCCAGAUUAUAGUGAUGACCGGUUUCCUUGUCAUAUUUACACUCUUUUUCUUAUAUGGAUUAUCUUUGAUAGCUGUAGCUUUCCUGAUGGCUGUUCUGUUUCAGAAAACUGUCCUCACCAAUCUAAUCAUAUUUCUCUUCACCCUCCUUUGGGGGUGUGUGGGAUUCACUGUACUUUAUAAACAACUCCCCUCAUCUCUGGAAUGGAUUCUGAGCAUCUGCAGCCCCUUUGCCUUCACCUCUGGAUUGGCUAAGAUUUUCUUUCUGGAUUAUAACUUGAAUGGUGUAGUAUUUCCAGACCCUUCAGGAGAAUCAUAUGUAAUGAUAGGGACGUUUUCCAUAUUGGCUUUCGAUGGUCUUAUCUACUUGGUCUUGGCCUUGUAUUUUGAUAGAGUCUUGCCCUAUGGGGAUGAGCGCCGUUAUUCUCUACUGUUUUGCUUGAAGUCAACAUCUUGGUUUCGAAAAACAACCAUUAGAAACGAGGUCACUGAGAGAGUCAUAGAUCCCGAGCUUCCUUCUGACGAUUAUUUUGAGCCUGUAGACCCAGAAUACCAAGGAAAAGAAGCUAUCAGAAUAAGAAAUAUUAAAAAAGAAUAUAAAGGAAAGUCUGGAAAAGUGGAGGCAUUGAAAGGCUUGUUCUUGGAUAUAUAUGAGAGUCAAAUCACGGCAAUUCUGGGCCACAGUGGAGCUGGCAAAUCAUCAUUACUAAACAUCCUCAAUGGAUUAUAUGUUCCAACAGCGGGAUUAGUCACAGUCUACAAUAAAAACCUCUCUGAAAUGCAAGACUUGAGGGAAAUCAACAAGAUGACUGGUGUUUGUCCUCAACAUAAUGUUCAGUUUGAAACACUCACUGUCAAGGAAAACCUCACCCUCUUUGCUAAAAUAAAAGGGAUUCCUCCACAGGAAGUAGAACAAGAGGUACAACAAAUCGUACUGGAAUUGGACAUGCAAAACAUUCAGGAUAACCUCACUGAACAUUUAAGUGAAGGACAGAGAAGAAAGCUCACCUUUGGGAUUGCUGUGUUAGGCGAUCCCCGGAUCUUGCUCUUAGAUGAACCUACUGUGGGACUAGAUCCCUUUUCCAGGCAGCAAGUGUGGAGUUUUCUGAAGCAACGCAGGGCUAACCGUGUGAUCCUCCUCAGUACUCAGUUCAUGGAUGAGGCAGACCUCUUUGCUGACAGAAAAGUGAUCAUCUCCAAUGGGAGUCUGAAAUGCACAGGUUCUUCUGUGUUUCUGAAGAGAAAAUGGGGUUUUGGAUAUCACUUAAGCUUGUUUGUGAAUGAAACAUGUGAUUCAGAGCAGUUAACAUCCUUCAUCAAUCAUCACAUCCCUGAUGCUAAAUUAAAAGCAAAAACCAAAGAAAAGCUUGUGUACAUUUUGCCAUUGGAAAAGACAAGCAAGUUUCCAGACUUCUUCAGUGAUCUGGAUAGAUAUCCUGGCCAGGGCUUGAUUAAUUAUGAAGUGUCCAUGUCAAGUCUGAAUGAAGUCUUCAGGAACCUAGAAGGAGCAUCAGCUACCACCACACGAGACUUUGAGAAAGGAGAAACAGUAAGAGACUCAGAAAGUUUAAAUGAAAUGGAGCCGGUUUAUCCUUCUCUUUCUAAAGUGCAAAAGACUGUGAGUGCCAUGGGCCUUUGGAGAAUGCAGGUCUGUGCAAUAGCACGACUUCGCAUCUUAAAACUAAAACGAGAGAGAAAAGCCAUGUUGACCUUUCUGUUGAUUCUUGGAAUUGCACUCUUCCCACUGAUUAUGGACAAGAUUGCUGAUGGUAUGCUAAAUAACAAAAACGACUGGGAAUUUAAAACAGAAUUGUAUUUCCUGUCCCCUGGACAAUUUCCUCAGGGUGUGCGAACCAGCCUAUUGGUCAUCAAUAACACAGAAUCAAAUAUUGAAGAUUUCAUACAGUCACUGAAGUGUCAGAACAUAGUUUUGGAAGUAGAUGACUUUGAAAACACAAAUGGUACUGAAAGCCUUUCAUACAAUGGAGCAAUUAUAGUUUCUGGAAAACGAAAGGAUUACAGAUUUUCAGUUGUGUGUAAUACCAAGAGGCUGUACUGCUUUCCUAUACUGAUGAACGUCAUCAGCAAUGGGAUCCUUCAUAUGUUCAACCAUACACAGCAUAUUAGAAUCAAGGAAACAGUAUUUUCAGCAGACAUUACGAUGUACUGGUUUGGGAUAGUGGAAACUUCCCUGUGUAUCUUGCUUAUUAUAUGCAGCAUUUCUCCACACAUUGCCAUGAGUAGCGUCAGUGACUACAAAAAUAAAGCGGAUUCUCAGCUGUGGAUUUCUGGCCUCUACCCUUCUGCCUACUGGGGUGGGCAGGCGGUCGUGGACGUUAGCCUCUUCAGUGUGAUUCUUCUUUUAAGCAACUUGACGUUAUACCUGACAACAGCGGCGCACAUUCCUUUGACAAGUGAAAUUGUGCUGUCUAUAAUUUUUCUUUCAUUUGGUUGUGCAGCUUCUCUUGUCUUCUUGACAUAUGUGAUAUCAUUUGUUUUUGGCAAAAGGAAAAAAAACAGUGGCUUCUGGUCAGUUUGCUUCUUUAUUGUCUUUGCCAUUAUGUUGGACAUCAUUUUUAAGUAUUUCUUCAGUGAAACAUUUCUAAUUAUCAUCAUGGUGUUAUUUCCUUCAUUUUCGUUGAAUGCAAUCAUGAUCAUUAUAGAAAUGAGAGCCUACAAGAACUAUGAGGGACUUGGAGAACUCAAAUAUGCUUUAUCUACGGUUGAUCUUCUGUUUUGUCUAAUACCUUACUUUCAUACUUUGCUAUUUAUUUUUGUCCUGAGAUGCCUGGAAAUUAAAUAUGGAAAAAAUGUAAUAAGGAAGGAUCCCAUUUUCAGGAUAUCGCCACAAAAUCUCAAUGUUCGACCAAAUCCAGAAGAACCUAUAGACGAAGAUGAAGAUGUUCAAGCAGAAAGAAUAAGGACAUCGGAUGCCCUGAGCACUUCAAAUUCGGAUGAGAAGCCAGUCAUAAUCGCCAGCUGUCUGCACAAAGAGUACACAGGUCAGAAGAAAAGUUGCUUUUCAAAGAGGAUGAAGAAAGUAGCAGCAAAAAACAUCUCUUUUUGUGUUAAUAAAGGUGAAAUUUUGGGAUUGUUAGGACCCAAUGGUGCUGGUAAAAGUUCCUCUAUCAGGAUGGUAGCUGGGAUCACAAAUCCAACAUCUGGGAAGGUGGAGCUGAAAGGAUUCAGUUCAGCUGUGGAUCACCACGAUGAUGGCACAGUCAAGUUUGGAUACUGUCCUCAGGAGAACGUGCUGUGGCCCAUCCUGACGGUGAAGGAACACCUGGAGAUGUAUGCUGCUGUGAAGGGGCUAAGGCAGGAGGAUGCUGUUGUUGCCAUUGCAAGGUUAGUGAAUGCUUUUGAACUGCACGACCAGCUGAAUGUCCUCGUGCAGAAACUAGCCGCAGGGGCCACUAGGAAGCUGUGCUUUGUGCUGAGCAUUCUGGGAAAUCCAUCUGUCCUGAUUCUGGAUGAACCGUCUACCGGCAUAGAUGCCUCAGGGAAGCAACAAAUGUGGCAGGAGAUCCUGGCAGCUGUUAAAGACAACAAGAAGGGUGUACUCUUGACUACCCACGACCUGGCUGAAGCUGAGGCUCUGUGUGACCGUGUGGCCAUCAUGGUGUCUGGAAGGCUGAGAUGCAUUGGUUCAAUCCAACAUCUGAAAAGAAAAUUUGGCAAGGACUACAUUCUAGAAGUAAAAGUGAAGGAAUCUUCUCAAGAGCCGUUAGUUCACAGGGAGAUUCUGAAGCUGUUCCCACAGGCUGCACGCCAGGAAAGGCAUUUCUCCUUGCUGAUCUACAAGCUACCCACCACAGAUGUUUACCCUCUGUCUCAGGCCUUCCACAAAUUAGAAGCAGUGAAGCAUGGCUUUAACCUGGAAGAAUACAGUCUCUCUCAGUGCACACUGGACAAAGUAUUUGUAGAACUUUCAAAGGAACAGGAGCUGGGCAAUGUUCAUGAAGAAGUUGAUACAGCAGUGAGAUGGAAACUCCUCCCUCCCUCAGAUGAACUGUGAAGUCUCAGACCUAAUUAUUCUGUCAUCCUACAAACUUGUUUAAUAUAGUAAUGAACAGAAUUAAUAAUUUCAAAGAUGUUUUAUAUCUAUGUUAUACAUAUUUUAUCUGCUUAAUCAACAUCAAAAUAAAGUUUACAGUCAUCCAUGUCCCAAAA